Molecule: messenger RNA, 1423 nt
Organism: Asterias rubens (European starfish)
Lineage: Eukaryota; Metazoa; Echinodermata; Asteroidea; Forcipulatida; Asteriidae
Product: eukaryotic translation elongation factor 1 epsilon-1-like
Exons: 5
Coding region: 26-553 (175 amino acids)
Biological process (GO): positive regulation of DNA damage response, signal transduction by p53 class mediator
Cellular component (GO): aminoacyl-tRNA synthetase multienzyme complex; cytoplasm; nucleus
Source: RefSeq, a predicted model, not a curated record
ACGUUUGUUACCGUACAAUUGCGAAAUGGCAGACAUAAAGCAAGAUUUAAAGACACUAUCUAAAUAUCUUGACGUUACUGGGAUUAAGAUCAACGUAAACUGUGAAACAAAGGCUCCGACUUUGAGCCUGAAUGGUACAACAGUGACAGGUCUGUCGUCCAUAGCAACUUACCUCGCAAAGACAGCUGGUAGGAGGGAUCUGAUUGGUGGAAAUGAUGCGGUAGAGAGAGCGUUAAUUGCUCAAUGGUUGGAAUACAGAGUUACGGAAAUCGACAGAUGCCACGGAGAGAAGGAUAUUUCAACAGUACUGAAGGAACUUAACACUUAUCUUGCAACAAGAACGUACUUCGUCGGAGACCAUUUCACAUUACCAGACAUGCUCCUAGCGUAUGGUUUACACUCUACAAUUUCUGGACUAACGCAUCAGGAAAAGGAGAAAUUUGGACACCUGUCUCGAUGGUUUGAUAAUAUUCAGUCACUAGAGGGCGUCCUAAAGCACCAACCAAGAGCCUACUUUAUCAAGAACUUAAUUUAUGCGGGCGUGCAAUGCUAGUGGUACCAAUGGGAGACUUUUGGGGACACUAGGUGGCAGCAGCCACCCAAGAAAAAUCCAUUGUUCUGGGGAAAAGUGAGCAUGCUCAUAAGGGCGUUAACAAUGGAAAUUUACCUGGUGAGUCUGCUGCCACCUAGUGUUCAGAAGUCUUCCAUUGCAAGAGAAACAAACUCAUUCUUGAUUACUUUUGAAGACCCUGUUGCCUUCGAAAAGAAUUUGACCUCCCAGUCUAUGUUUUGAUUUUGAAUGGGAGAAAAUCAAGAUGCAGCACCACAAUAAAAAUCUUUAGCUUCUAAAGUUGGCCCAGAACUUGAUUUAUCACUUCUAGUUGUCAAAACUUUUAUGUUGAAGGGAUGCAAGACAUUGGAAGACUUUUGAACACUAGGUGGCAGCAGACUUACUAUGUAAAACUAUUAUUAAUGUAGUUCUGAGCCUGCACCACUAAUCUAUACUAUAGUAGGCCUAUGGUAGAGAUCAUUAGUGGCAUGCACACGUUACUACGAACAAUUGAUUUACCUUGCAAGUUUGCUGCCACUUAGCGGCAUCUAAAUUCUUCAACUCGUGUUACUUUAAGAAUAAUCACAACAUCGGAUUUGUGUCAAAAAAAUGUUUGUUGACGAGCAUUCCAUUAUGACGAAGUAUCUCUUUUAUUCAACGCAUCUAAAUGCUGUGUAUGCAUCUUCAUUAUGUAAUAAUUGAUUGUAUACAAAUAAUUUGAAAAAUAAAAACAGAUAAUACUGAAAAUAAAACCAUAUAAAUUUGUCAUUAUUUUUACGCAUUAAUAAUUUUUGUCUUCAUUAUUUUCUGACUAUUUACAAAAUUAUGUCAGCACCUAUGAUUAAAAGCUUUGAUUUGUGUCAUUAAAAAAAA